Molecule: messenger RNA, 3437 nt
Organism: Suillus subalutaceus
Lineage: Eukaryota; Fungi; Basidiomycota; Agaricomycetes; Boletales; Suillaceae
Product: fungal-specific transcription factor domain-containing protein
Exons: 8
Coding region: 71-3073 (1000 amino acids)
Biological process (GO): DNA-templated transcription; regulation of DNA-templated transcription
Molecular function (GO): DNA-binding transcription factor activity, RNA polymerase II-specific; zinc ion binding; DNA binding
Source: RefSeq, a predicted model, not a curated record
CCAGGAAUUCCGCUCCGAAACUACUCUCGACCUGUGUUUGUCUCGUGUGACAAGCCUCCACGCACAGCCAAUGAAUCAACUUAGUCAUCAAUGGCAUCGGUCCGACCCGUCGACCACCUUCCGAAGAUAUCUUGCGGCCGCCCGACCACAAGGGCAAUUGCUGGCAGUACACCACGCUUCUCCUGAGCGUAUGGUACAGCACGACGAUUUUUACUCAAUGACACACCAAUCGAAGAAGAAACGCAUCGAUGAUGAUCCUCUCCCCACUGAUGCUGGCGUAAAACCAAUACAGCUUCAGCGGCGCAGAGUCUGGAGGGCAUGUGAAAGUUGUAGACGUAAGAAAAUCAAGUGCGAUGGCUGCGAGCCCACUUGCUCUCAGUGUCAGUCGUCUGGAUCGCAGUGCACUUGGCUUCAGACAAAGGACAGAGCGGCUUUAAGCAGACACUAUGUCCAAGAACUCGAAGCGCGUCUCUUGCACAUGGAGUCGCUGUUCUCUCAGAUUACCCCUGUGCUCGAACAACUGGGGCCAUCAUUGAAUUUACCUAGCGUUGCUGGAACCUCAACUGGAGGUGGUGAAGACUUUCCAGCUUCUACUGUGCUCCAAGCGUUGUCAUCCAAAGCUGUUGCGGACACCCACAGCAACGUCUCUACCCCAGAAUCUUCGUCAAUCAAAGUGGAAGAUGAUGUCUCUGAAUAUCUCGGACAGCUCGCACUGGACGAGCACGGACACAUGCGCUGGAUAGGUGGCUCCUCCACAAUGUCUCUCAUACAAUCCUUCCGUACUCUCACGACAUCUCCGCUCCACCGAGUCUCCCCAAUGGAAGAAGACCCACGCGCGCCUGGCCCCAGUGUCAAUAAAUUAUAUUUCCCAGCCUCUGUCUUCUUUGGGAAGGUUCAUGCUCUCCCAGGCGCAGAGGAGGUCGAAUACCCGGACGAGGACCUCUGCGAUAAGCUGGUGGAAACCUAUUUCGAGCGUCUUCAUUUUCUUAUGCCUAUCCUCGAUAAACCCUCGUUCAUGCCAAGAUACAAGCAACUAAUGGCUAAGCGUGAUGACAUUGAUUUUAUUCAAGCAGAAGCCUCCUUCAUCUCCGUGGUCUUCGCAGUGUUCGCCUGCGCGGCACACCUAGUCAACGAUCCCCGUCUGACUUGCGAAAAUCCAGAUGAUGGAGGCACGGGGAUGAUUUACUAUGAGAGAGCUCUUAUAUUGCACUAUAUCAGCCACGCCUCUAUUCAGGUGUCUCACGUCCAAUGCUUCAUUCUCAUGUCCUCGUUCCUGUGUUCUGUCAACUGUCUUCCGCAGGCCUGGCUACUCGUGGGACAAGCAGUGCGAACUGCUCAAGACUUGGGUUUACACCGAUCCCCGCGCCGUCUCGCGAUCUCUACCACUGACAAAGAGACUCGCCGAAAAAUAUGGUGGAGCGUGUACUGCUUGGAUCGCAUGCUCGCUCUUGCUCUCGGCCGUCCACUUGGUAUUGAAGACUCUGACUGCGAUGUUGAGAUACCUGUUGCGGUCGACGAUGAGAACUUAGCGGAUUAUUUCGCUGGAGUUAACUUCCCGCAAAAAUAUCCGUCGCUCAUGACUGGGGCUAUCGCUUUGACAACCCUGUACCAAAUUGCGGGACGGGUUCUGCGGCAGGUUUAUGCCAUUGAUAACUGCAAAGAUGUGCUCGAUCAAGAGAGACGCAUAGAACUUCAGCGUGCCGUAGAGGAACUUGACGACGAGCUUAACAAGUGGUGCGACGAUCUUCCUGCCACGUUCCGGAAUGAGGCGGUCACAGACAAACACGUCUCUAUGGGCGCGGUGCUUUGCAGUCAUUAUUAUUCCGUACUGACCACACUACAUCGCAAUUUUUUGCCCAUCAAGCGUGACCAGGCUGUACUACCCAAGUCCACUGCCAGGGCUGUUUCUUCUGCUCGCUCCUGCAUACGACUAGCGCCAUCUAUCAACAAUGUCGUUCCACCAUCGCAUCACCUUGCCUUCUUCAUCCAGCAUCUUUUUAGCUCCGCUGUCAUCGUCCUUCUUUAUGCCAUGCACUGCUCUGAUACUAGAGCUGCUGCUAUCGCAAUGGAUGAGGCCAAGAGUUGUUUGACGGCACUCGAGUCUUGGGAAGGACAUUGGCCCGGGGCUCGCAAGUGCAAGGAGCUGCUCGCGGAGUUGACAAACACCGCAGAGGAAGCAAUCAUGAAUGGCAAUGGCGGUACUAGGCAGUCUCAGAUGAUGCCCAUGCCACCUCCUGUCGCACCUACUAUGCCUGAACGAAGGCAAUCGCUUGUGUCCUCACCUGGCCAGAUUCCAACUGUCAAUAGACCUAUCAAGAGCAAGCCACGGAAGAUCAGCCGAUCCCGAGAUCCCGUUUCUACUCGACGCCCGAUGGUUUCAUCCCCUUAUCGUGUUGAAUCGCAACGCAACAGGUCUACAUCGCGCAAGCGGGGCCACGACGAGAGUGAGGGACUUGCAGGUUCAAGCUUGAGCUACCAAGGUGCCUUCUCCACCCCACAGCCUUCGAAGCCCAGCCCCCACAGCUCUCCAGCGUCUGUGAACCUCCCGUCGCCGGCCAUGUCCACACUCGAGACGCCACAGCAACAAGAGGGGGGCCCAAAUGUCAUGGGGUCUCCGCCGUAUGGUUAUUCUGGGCCCCCCCUCUCUCCUCUGCAUGUAUCGUCACCGUAUGAUUAUGGCAUGCAUCACAGUCCCCUCGUCUCUUCGAGCACGCACCAGUGGGACUCUAACACAGUCGAACCUCGUGGGACUGAUCUGUACCCGUCUCCGACACAGAGCAGAUCCCUUCCAUUCAGCAAUUUUGAGCCACAAUCCAGUACUGAUACUCCUUGGUACUCUUCAGAUCAAGGAUACUCGGGUCUUUCAACCACCCCACCCACCGCUUCGUUCGCUGCCCCUGGACUACCGUUCCUAGGGCUUGAUUAUAUUCGCAACUACAAUUCGCAUGGUUACUCAGUAGUUGGUGAACCAGACUCUAUCUGGCAAACUUUUGAUGCUGGCGCAUUUGGGUUGGACCCAGAUUUGCCCUUCACCCUUGGUGAUCUGCACGAAGGACAACACUCAUCGCCCUAGUUCAGGACCCUUCUUGCUGUGGUGUUUUUUAGUCGACAAUGUACUUUUACGGGUUUUUUCUUCUACUUUCUUCACUUCAUCAUCUGCUUGGGAAUAUCUGAUUCCCUCACUGAAUGAUAUCCAUAUGCACGUACGCUCUUCAUGGUUUUGUUUGAUUGACGACUCUGCUACUUAGUGUUACGCACUCAGAAAUUACUUACUACUAUAAUGUUUGACUUCCGGGGCUUCUAAGACCUUAUAAAGCAAGUGCAUUAAUAGUAAAUCUAGGUUGACGUCGACGUCGAUAAGGCCUCGAGGCUUGAGGCCGAGGGCUCCUACUUUGUGCCACUGUGCCACUUGCCGACUACAACGGCUCCGGCUCGGG